GGAUCUUUGUCAUCUGAGAGAAAAAGAAACAGGAAGAGAAGAAAACAAAGUUUGAAAACCUCUGCAAAAUCAUGAAAGACAUCUUGGAGAAAAAAGUUGAAAAGGUGGUUGUGUCAAACUGAUUGGUGACAUCGCCAUGCUGUAUUGUCACAAGCACAUAUGGCUGGACAGCAAACAUGGAAAGAAUUAUGAAAGCUCAAGCCCUAAGAGACAACUCGACAAUGGGUUACAUGGCAGCAAAGAAACACCUGGAGAUAAACCCUGACCAUUCCAUUAUCGAGACCUUAAGACAGAAGGCAGAGGCUGACAAGAACGACAAGUCUGUGAAGGAUCUGGUCAUCUUGCUUUAUGAAACUGCACUCCUGUCUUCAGGCUUCAGUCUGGAAGAUCCCCAGACACAUGCUAACAGGAUCUACAGGAUGAUCAAACUUGGUCUGGGUAUCGAUGAAGAUGACCCUACUGCUGACGACACCAAUGCUGCUGUAACUGAAGAGAUGCCACCUCUUGAAGGAGAUGACGACACAUCGCGCAUGGAAGAAGUAGACUAAGCUCUCCCUGAAGAAUGACUUGUAUACGUGUUCAAUACUUCAUUCCCUCCGAUAAUAUAUUUUCAAGGAUUUUUUUUUUAUUUUUAACAUUUAAAUAUCUGUAUGGCAUGAUAAUAACUACUUUAAGGGGAAGAUAAGAUUUCUUUCUACUUCUAAGUGUGGUACUGUGAUACUUUAGGCACUAAAGCAGAGCUAGUAAUGCUUUUCUGGUUUCGCAUUGGCGUAUUUUAACAGAUCGAGGUAAAAAUUGUUGUAAGGUGUAUCUAAUCUCUGUUAACUUUGUGGCCUAGAGUGCUUAGCUAUCAAGCCAGAUUCCUUAAUAGACCAAAUCUUUUGUCACUGAGUAUUUCAAGAUAUAUCUUGAUAUUUAGAGAAAAGUAUUUGUUAAAAUAACUUCAGUUCAUCUUCUAGAAUCUACUUUUCAAACUUUUCAUCCCCUUGUAGUUUGUGCAUGUACUAGUCCUCUAGAAAUAAGUAUGUUUAAAGUGAAGUAACUUGAUGAAACUCCACACAGGGCUUGUUUUCCAAAGAAAAAGUAUUGUUCAGAGGAGCAAAAUUAUAAGCCCUACCCAUACGUGUUGUAAAGCUGUUUUGCAGUGUGAGGCUUGUGAAUGGAAAUGCAGUGCCCGAGACACAAUCUACUUGUAACAAAUACAGAUAAGU
Messenger RNA from Propithecus coquereli (Coquerel's sifaka), 1211 nucleotides. Its product is annotated as heat shock protein HSP 90-alpha-like. The transcript has a single exon. The record is from RefSeq and is a predicted model, not a curated record. Bases 177 to 548 code for a protein of 123 amino acids. Lineage: Eukaryota; Metazoa; Chordata; Mammalia; Primates; Indriidae. Gene Ontology annotation, molecular function: ATP binding; ATP hydrolysis activity; disordered domain specific binding. Gene Ontology annotation, biological process: cellular response to heat; protein folding; protein stabilization. Gene Ontology annotation, cellular component: myelin sheath; nucleus; perinuclear region of cytoplasm.